Pygocentrus nattereri (red-bellied piranha) is the source of this 5412-nucleotide messenger RNA. RefSeq names its product 2-phosphoxylose phosphatase 1 (gene pxylp1). Bases 403 to 1902 code for a protein of 499 amino acids. Gene Ontology annotation, biological process: glycosaminoglycan biosynthetic process; dephosphorylation; chondroitin sulfate proteoglycan biosynthetic process. Gene Ontology annotation, cellular component: Golgi apparatus. Gene Ontology annotation, molecular function: phosphatase activity. The transcript is spliced from 6 exons. Lineage: Eukaryota; Metazoa; Chordata; Actinopteri; Characiformes; Serrasalmidae. The record is from RefSeq and is a predicted model, not a curated record.
UCUGCGGCGGUGUUGCUCCGCUCCGUUUCCUCCUUUGAUAACAAGGCUGCAGACGUGGUCACUGUAGCGGCCACGCAUGCCUGAGCAGAGCUCCGAGCUUUGAGCGCUGUAUCUUUGGGUCAUCUGUCUCUUUGCCUGUCUGUCUCUUCCUGAAAGAGCGGCGCUCUUUGUCUAACUCACACGAUACUUUCAGCUCAAGCUACAGUCCACAAAAGUCCAUGAAGACGGGGCUGAUUGAGCUUCUCCCAGUUCGUGAGCCGUUCAGUGGCUCAUAGUUCUCAGACGGACCUCUUCGGUGGAGUUUACAGUGGGCUGUAUUGAAAUCUGCACAGCGUCACGGUGGCAGAAAGGGGGCAGGGUAUGUAUGGCUGAUGGAGAGGUGAAUGGACCAAUCACGUGACGAUGCUGGCUCGGAACCGCUUCAUCCUGCUGCUGGCGGUGGGGCUAGUGCUAGCUGUGCUAAGCUUCAGCCUACAGUACUUGCAACUGAUGCCCACCAGUCCGGUGGGUGAGGAGGUGCCCCGUGGUAAGAGCAGGAAGAGAGUCAACCCGGUGGUCCACACUGAAGCUCCUGAGCCGGACCCCAUCGCUGAUGCGUAUCGCUACUGUAACCUCCCCAACCAAACGGAGCACACAUGGGAGGGACACAGCCUGGCUGACUACAAACUGCUGUCUGUGCAUGUGAUGAUUCGCCAUGGCGACCGUUAUCCCCUCUACUCUAUCCCCCAGACCAAGCGGCCGGCCAUAGACUGCACUCUGUCAUCAAACAGGAAGCCCUCUCACCCUCUCUUGGCCUCCUUCAUCAGUCACAUGGCUCAAGGUGGGCGUGGCCACUGGGACGCCUCACUGGGCUCUCUGCCCCGAGUGCCCAAUCACAGCAGCUGUGAGAUGGGGGAGCUCACACAGACAGGUGUGGUCCAGCACUUGAAAAACGGUGUGAUUCUGCACCAGGCCUAUAUUAGACGCCACAGGUUGUUGCCUCCUGAUUGGUCGCCUCGGCAGGUAUUCAUGGAGUCCACAGGUAAAAGCCGGACACUGCAGAGUGGCCUGGCUCUGCUCUAUGGCUUCCUGCCGGACUUUCCCUGGUCCAAGCUGACGGUCAGGCAGCAGUGGAGCACGCUGUUCUGCGGCUCGUCCUGUGACUGUCCGGCCAGGAGCCGCUACCUGGACCUGGAGCAGAAGCGGCAGUACAGGCAGCGGACCUCAGAUGCAGAGCUGGAGCACAAUUAUGUUGCUAUGGCGACAGCCCUGGGCGUGGCCACUCGGGCGCUGCGUGCGGCCAAUCCGGUGGACUCGCUUCUGUGCCACCUGUGCCACGGUCUUCCUUUCCCUUGUGCUAACUCUAAUGCUCGCACCCAGGGGGCGUGUCUCACGCUUAAUCACUUUGCCGUGAUUCGCCGGCAGCAGCAUGAUGAUGAGCGGGAGCGGCAGGAGGUGGGACUUUACCGCCGCUAUGCUGUGCUAGCAGCCCACCCGUACCUGAACCGCACCGCGCUAAGGAUGGAGGCGGCGGUGAGGCGGAGACGCAAGGGCAUCGAGGAGCCUGUUUUCGCACUGGCCUCUGCCCAUGAUGUUACCAUGGCACCAUUGCUAAGUGCACUAGGGCUGGAAGGGGCGGGGUUUCCCAGGUUUGCGGCCAGGCUGGUAUUUGAGCUGUGGAAGAGCCCGGAAGCAAAGGAGGGAAAAGGAAAGAAAGGAGGAACUGUGGAGAACGCGUUCAUUCGAGUCCUCUACAAUGGACAGGACUUAACUUUUGACACUGACUUCUGCCGGGAUCAUGACCGUCACUCUGCCCAGCCGCUGUGCCCCCUGAGUAAUUUUCUGAAUUUUGUGAGAAGAGACAUGUUUAGUAUCGUCAACGCCACAAGCUACCAAGAGGCUUGCCACCUGACUGUACUGUAGAGAGAGAGAGAGAGAGAGACGGGGAGAGAGAGAGAGAGAGAGAGAUGGAGAGAGAGAGUGACCAAGAGAGAGACAGCUCAGCUUAUUCACAUGGCUGCCGUGUUGCUUAUGGUGAAAUAGUCUUCACAAAUCAAGUGCAGAUUAUUUAGACAUCUGUAAAUGAAUUCAAGCACGUGUGUAACUGAUUACAUAUUCACACCAAACAUGAAAAUGCAGCGUUUUUUAAUUUGCUGUCUGUUCGUUUUAGCAAAAAUCCCAUUCAGUGUCACAGGAAAUUAUAGUGACUUGUGAUGUAAAUUUGUACAUUUGUUGACUGCGAAAUUCUCUACCGAGCUGGACCGUGUUGUUGUCGAUCAGAUUUGUAAACAACAACCAAUUUGACGUCAUAAUAAUGUCAGCUUGAUUAUAUAACACACAAUCUGCCCUCACAGUGUGACCUUUGACACAUACAAAAUAAGUGUCAAUCGAAAUGAAUAGGACACUCUAAAUUUAUGCAUUUUGACAAAAUUUGAGUGCACUACACCCAUAAAAAGGUGGUUCUUCAAGGGUUCUUUAGUAAAGACAGUGGUUCUAUAUAGAACUCUACUCAAGAACCAUUUGCAUGAUUAAAUGGUUCUUUGCAUGGUGAAAGGAUUCUUCUAAAUGAUGGAGGAUGUGUUGCAUAUGGUUCUUUAUAAAACCUUUUUGAAAAGGGUUCUAUGAUGGACAACGUGUUGAAUAUGGUUCAAUGUAUAACCUUAUUGAAAUGAGUUCGGCUAUAGUUACAAGUUUGACGUCGUAGAAUUAGCAGAACCUUUUCAAAAAGGUUCUCUAUUCAACCACAUGCAGCACAUUCUCCAUCAAUCUGAAGGAGCAUUUCACCAUGCAAACAACUCUUUGAGCAUGCAGAUGGUUCUUAGCGUUCAUGGUUCUACAUAGAACCACUGUCUUUACUAAGGAACCCUUGAAGAACCAUCUUUUUUUAAGAGUGUACAGGUUCUUGUUGAGAUUAAUGAGAUUUUGGUGGCUGUGUUCUAUAAAACCCAUCCAAAUUAGCAACAGUAGCUGCAAAAGCAUACAUUUGUUGGUGAAGCUUGUCGGUGUGCCUGUUACUGCGUGAAUGGUCGCCAUGUGAAUGAGGUGAAAGGAAAAUGCUUCCGAGACUUCUUUAAAAUCAGUAUUUUUGAUAGCUGUAAGUAGUUCUAUUCCUUUUCUUUUUCAUUUGCAUUUUCUUUUGAAUGUUGGAUGCUGACCCUGGAGGCCAGUUGCACAAUAAUGUUUAAUAAAAUCAUUCCUGCUGUAUGCAUUUCAUAUAAUCAGUGGCCGAGCUAUUCGGACACAACACUGUGUACAAAUAUAACACGGCACAGUGUCCAAAACCUGUUCACCCUGUUUACACCUGGUCACAGUCUGUGACUUAUACCCAGAGAAGUGUAGAGGAGCCUAAAUCAAGUAGAAGUACCGGGCCUCAUUCGCCAGUGUCUUCUAGAGCUUUUCUUUAAACGUUUUUCUUGAUAAAGGCCCUAAGAAAAAGUCUACGUUAGAUUCAUGACGUGUUCUUAAACUGCAGAACUGCUCACACCUUUGUGCUCUUGAGUGUAUAGAUUCUGAUUACCUAAGAACAAAUCCCAGGUAAGAAAACACUGGUGAAUGUCAGAAUCUUCGUGAAAACUGUGUAAGUGGGUUUUAAGAAGAAAAAGUAUUCUUAUGAGUUGGUGAAUGAGGCUCAUUGAUACUUGGGUAAAAUCAUGAUGCAAGUAAAACUACUUUCAAUUGAAAUGGCUUGAGUAAAAGUAUAAAAGUAUCUGUUAAAAAAAAACAGUACUUAAGUACUAAGUAAAGUACAGAACUGCGGUAGAACUUUUUAGGCCAUCCAGCAUCUAUUAGCACAGGAACUGAAGUUUGUACGGCUCUAUUUUUCUCUUUUUGGGAUUAUAUUGGUGCAAAAUAACAUGCUAAAGCUCCAAAGUUGCAGAUGCGACCAAUCACAAAGCAGUACAGAUGCUGUCUCUGCUGAACUGAGGGAGCAGUGAUGCCUCUGUUUAGUCAGAGCAGUCCAGUUUGAGGCUCUUCCCAUAAGAAGAACAGCAGAGGGCGCCGUUGCAGUGUUGGGGUUUUGCUUGUCGGCUUUUACUCUGUUGACAUUUGGUGCUUUGGUUGCAUUUUGGUGCUUUUCCACCUGCAUUUUUAUGUGGAUGUUCGUUUUGUGGAUAUAAUCAGAAUUAAACUACCAAGCAUGAAUAUUCAAGACUUUCAUUUAACAUGAAUGAAAAGAAAUAAGAAGGCCAGAAACCAGAGUUGGUUGCUGGAGAUUGUGCUGUAGAUGGUUCUAUAUAGAAGCUUUAUGAAAGAUGUCCUAUAUAGCACCAAAAAUGGUUCAUCUAUUGAUAGAAGCUUGACAUUGUAACAGUAGCAAAAAGUCUUUUUUGGUUCUUUAUAGAACCCUUUUGAAAAAGGGUCUUGUAAAGGGUUCUUUGAGUGUUCAUGGUUCUACAUAGAACCCUUGAAGAACCAUCUAUUUUGUGAACUAUAAAAGCACUGUUUUUGUCAUGUAGUGUUACUGGUAAAAUAGCUGUUUAAGACUUUUGCGCAGUGUUGUAUGUCAGGGAAUUGUAAAUCGGCCUGUGUGUUUGGAUGGAGAACAAUAAAGAACAGUAAUGAGACUCAGUACACUCCUAGUGAGGCUUCUGCCAGUGUCUCUAAUACUCAGUAAAGCAAUUCACUAAGAAAACAGUCCACUUGGGGCAAGUAGAGUGGACCAAAGACCUGAUAAUAUCCUCUAAAAGUGUAAUUAUGAAGGACAGAGAGUGUUCAUAGUGACUGAGAAAGUGAAUUUUCUCGUUUCUGUAUUAGUCAAACGUUUUGACAUUGGCUUCUCAAACAGUAGAACAACGCUGAAAUGAUCAGGGUUGCACCGAUAUGAGAAUUGGGGGCAGAUGCCCAUAUUUGUAUGUAUGUUUCUGCUAAUAUCGAUACAUAAACAUUUAUAAAAUGUGGAAAUUGGAGGUAAAUCUGAUUGGUUUAGCAUUACCGAGACAUAAUAAUAAACCCGUCCCCUAAACAUUCUGUUCUUCCAGAGUACAGUAAGUAUACUGUCAAAUAUCAGUUUGAUUUAUUGGUCAAAUCUAAACCUAUGAUUUUUUUUUUUUUUUUUUUUUAAAAGCAGUUUUCUACUCAUAUUAUUCUGAUAUCAUCGUGCAUCCCAGAAUUGACGUUUAUUAUGAUUAGAGCUGCAUCUGGAUUGAGUUUGCAGAGGUUUUUGAUUUAAGGGAGAAGAAGGUGAGGUUAUCUAUACAUGUGGUUGGCAAGUAUAUAUUUAACACUGUGUUCUCCAGAAUAUAUUUGGACGACUAAAGAUAGAGCUUGAAAUCACAGUUUUAAAAGAAGGUUAACAAUGCAUAGAUUCAGCACAGCCUCCAUCUCUCUCUCUCUCUCUCUCUCUCUCUCUCUCUCGCUCUCGCUCUCGCUCUCUUUCUCUCUCUCUCUCGCUCGCUCUCUCUCUCUUUCUCUUUCUCUCUCUCUCUCUCUCUC